AUGGCAUCAAUUCUGAGGUCAGUGGCAACGACUACAGCCGUCGUAGCCGCCGCGUCUGCGAUUCCCAUCGCAAUCGCCUUCUCCUCCUCUUCUUCUUCUUCUUCGUCCUCUGCCAAUCCUAAAUCUCAGUGUCUCAAUUUCUCCUUUCUCAACCGAUCGUCUCCACGUCCCUUGGGGCUUUCCCGAAGCUUCGCUAGCUCUCCCAUGACGACCGUUCCCGCUUCUGAUCGUAAACCCCUUCAGGAGGAUCGAGUCCUGCCUCAGCUCCUUACUGAGUUUAUGGUGGAUAUGAAAUGUGAGGGUUGCGUUAACGCCGUGAAGAACAAGUUAGAAACCAUUGAAGGAAUUGAGAACGUGGAGGUUGAUUUGCCAAACCAAGUUGUGAGGAUACUUGGAUCUUCCCCUGUAAUGGCUAUGACUCAAGCUUUGGAGCAAACCGGACGAAAAGCUCGCUUAAUUGGACAAGGUGUUCCUCAAGAUUUCUUGAUCUCAGCUGCAGUAGCUGAAUUCAAAGGACCUGAAAUCUUUGGAGUGGUACGAUUUGCUCAGGUGAGUAUGGAACUUGCAAGAAUUGAAGCCAAUUUCAACGGUUUGUCUCCCGGAACACACAGCUGGUGUAUCAACGAGUAUGGAGAUCUCACAAACGGAGCAGCCACCACAGGGAACUUGUACAAUCCAUCUCAAGAUCAUACCACCACAGAGCCAUUGGGUGACCUGGGAACACUAGAGGCAGACAAAAACGGAGAGGCGUUUUACUCUGGAAAGAAAGAGAAGCUCAAGGUUGCUGAUCUUAUCGGGAGAGCCGUCGUGGUUUACAAGACUGAGGAUACGAAAUCAGUCCCCGGUUUGACCGCUGCAGUGAUUGCCAGAAGCGCAGGAGUUGGAGAAAAUUACAAGAAGCUUUGUACUUGUGAUGGUACUGUCAUUUGGGAAGCUACAGACAGUGAUUUCUUGACCAGUAAGGCAUAA
This is a messenger RNA of Microthlaspi erraticum, 969 nucleotides long. NCBI's taxonomy places the organism in Eukaryota, Viridiplantae, Streptophyta, Magnoliopsida, Brassicales, Brassicaceae. The record is from the annotation of a GenBank genome assembly.